CAAGUUUAUUACUCUUUUGUUUAUAUUUUAUUGUAUUAAAACCGGUUUGCAAUUGUGUUUUUGUCAAUUAAAUUGUUAAUUGGUGUAGUGAACUCGUUUUCACUCGGAGUGCUUGCGCUGAUAAGCUCGACCGCACCAACAAAUACAACUAUUAAACUAAAUGUGUACAAUAUGCGCCGUUAAUAAACAAUCAAUUUGUAUGUUUAUUGUUAUUUUUGUAGUAGCAGUAUAAUAAAUUCUUGCCGCAUAUAAAGCUAAAGCAAAGCACUGAGAGUUCUGCGCUCCUAUGUGUAUAGUAGCUUCAUAUCAGUUAUUGUACGCUUCGUGGGGAUUGAUUGUUUAUAAGUAAUAGUGGUGCAAAGUUCAUUGAAUUUAUACAAAUUAUAAGCGAUUAUAAAAUAUAUAUGUAUGUUUUCGUUUGUACUUAGAUUCAAGUACGUACAUAUAUACCGAUAAUCUACAAUAAGUGAGAUUAACUUAAACAUUUAACGUUCCAUUGCUAAGCUACAACUUUAUUGUGGGGCAUAAACACAUACAAAUACUAAAUAAAAUAUAGUUAAACACGCUACCAACAAAUAAUAUUUCGUAUUGUGUGAAUAACUGCGGCGCCAAGCCAUUGGUGGUAGUCAGUAUUGUUGCAGCAACCAACGUUAGAGGUUCACGAAAUUUGUAUUGGUAGUAAGCUUGCAUCUAUAAGUUUAUUUUCUGUGCUACUUUAGUGGAAGUAAAAUCAAAACAAAGAAAAAUGCCUGCUAAUACACUAGUAAAUCCAGAUUUGCAAAGAGAACGUGAUAAGGCCUCCUUUGAUACACAAGAAUUCACCUAUUGGUGGCUUGGUGGUAAGGAGAAAUAUGAGGCGAAAAAAAGACUAGAGAAACUCUUUUUGGAUGACCCCGAACUGCAGGAUGACCUUCCCAUCUCGUAUAUGUCACCGAAAGAACUGUACGAGCAUAGCGUGCGCAAAGCUGUUAUUAUUGCUAAAAAGCUACGCGAACUACGUGCUGACGGUGAGGACGAUGUGGACACUUAUACUGCACUUUUUGGCGGCGCACUUGGCUCGGCGCUCAUUAAGGAGGGCAAUCCAAUGAUGCUGCACUUUGUCAUGUUCGUACCAACGAUAAUGGGUCAAGGUACGGUCGAACAACAAAUCGAGUGGCUGACUAAAGCCUGGGAUUGUAAUAUACUUGGUACAUAUGCACAGACUGAGCUGGGUCAUGGCACGUUUUUGCGCGGUUUGGAAACACGUGCCGAAUACGAUGCGAGUACACAAGAGUUUGUUAUAAAUACGCCGACAAUUAGUGCCUACAAAUGGUGGCCGGGUGGCAUGGGUCACACUUCCAAUCAUGCCAUAGUCGUGGCACAACUCUACACCAAAGGCGUAUUUCGUGGUUUGGCGCCUUUCAUUGUGCAACUGCGUGAUUUGGAAACACAUAUGCCUAUGCCGGGCAUAGAUGUUGGUGAUAUUGGUCCAAAAAUUGGCAUGAAAUCCGUUAAUAACGGUUAUUUGGGGCUCAAGAAUGUGCGUGUGCCUUUAAAUAAUAUGCUGAUGAAGAAUCAACAAGUUUUACCCGAUGGUACUUAUGUAGCGCCAAAGAAUAGCGUACUCACCUAUGGCACCAUGAUGUUUGUGCGCGUUGCACUCAUACGCGAUCUGUCGCAGACGCUGGCGAAGGCCUCUACGAUUGCUAUGCGUUACUCAGCGGUGCGUCGUCAGAGUCCCAUAGAACCGAACAAACCGGAGCCACAAAUUAUCGAGCACACAACGCAGCAAUUGAAAGUAUUUCCACAAAUUGCCAAGGCGAUCAUUUUCAAAAUAACCGGCGAGCACAUAUGGAAUAUGUUCAACAAUGUCUCGGGCGAGUUGGAGCAAGGCAAUAUGGAUCGCUUACCGGAAAUGCAUGCGCUGUCCUGUUGUUUAAAAGCCAUCACAAGCGCAGACUCCGCGGCGGCGGUGGAAGUGUGUCGCUUGUCUUGUGGCGGUCAUGGCUAUAUGGAUUGCUCUAAUUUUCCCACAAUGUAUGGCAUGACCACAGCUGUGUGCACAUAUGAGGGCGAGAAUACCGUGCUGUUGCUGCAGACUGCGCGCUAUCUAGUCAAAGUGUAUGCGCAAGCGCUAAGCGGUGAGUCAGUAGUGCCGACAGUGCAAUAUAUUAGUGAUUAUAUAAAGAAGAGAGAAUUCGGUGAAUUCGAUUGUACGCUGGAGCAGAUCGUGCACGCUUUCCAAUUUGUGGCAGCGAACAAAGUGCGCAUUGCAUACGAACGCAUGGAGCGUCAUCGCCAGCAAGGUCAUGAACCCGAAACGGCGGCCAAUUUGGUUGGCAUUGAGCUGACGCAAGCCGCAGAUCUGCAUGGCCGCGCUUUUCUCGCACAAACUGCGUACAGCGAGCUGAAUCAGCUCAUACGUCAAGUAUCACCCGGUUUGGGCGCUGUGCUGCAAACGAUCUUAGAAUUAUAUUUGCUGGAUGCCUGUUUAGGGCGCAUGGGUGAUGUGUUGCGCUUCAUUAACCUCACCGAUGGCGAUGUCAGCAAGUUAGAACUUCGUUUAGCGGAUUGCCUUAAACGUUUGCGUCCAAAUGCUGUUGCGCUAGUCGACAGCUUCGAUGUGCACGAUCGUGUGUUGGACUCGGCUUUGGGUGCAGCCGAUGGUCGCGUUUAUGAACGCAUUUUCGAGUCGGCCAAAAAGAAUCCAAUGAACAAGGAACCAGUUAAUAAAACAUUCCAACAGUAUUUGAAGCCUUUCAUGAAGGCGAAUUUGUAAUGGUGUUGUUGUUGUUGUUGAGUAAUGUAUGCGUCGUUUGCAUACGUUGUGUUAAAUAUUGUAUUGUAAAUAUUUUUUUUACAUUCGAAAUGAAUGGCAAUAAAUGUAUAAGCAUUAAGAGAA
Messenger RNA from Zeugodacus cucurbitae (melon fly), 2881 nucleotides. It is a transcript of the gene ACOX1, whose product is annotated as probable peroxisomal acyl-coenzyme A oxidase 1. Gene Ontology annotation, cellular component: peroxisome. Bases 746 to 2758 code for a protein of 670 amino acids. The transcript has 8 exons. The record is from RefSeq and is a predicted model, not a curated record. Gene Ontology annotation, biological process: fatty acid beta-oxidation using acyl-CoA oxidase; lipid homeostasis. Gene Ontology annotation, molecular function: acyl-CoA oxidase activity; FAD binding; fatty acid binding. Lineage: Eukaryota; Metazoa; Arthropoda; Insecta; Diptera; Tephritidae.